AUGCCAAUGAAGCAUUCGCCCCGGCGGAGCCCCAGACUGGAUGUCGGGGGUGCUCCCGCAACUGCGACCACCACGGCCACAGCAACUGGCAAGCCGGCCAGCUCUGCGAGUGUGGCUGGUGAUCGGCAGCGGCCACAGACUCCGAAGGAAAGUGGAGUAGCCGCCAGUGAAGCGGCAAGUAACCUGCAGCCCGCAGCUACGGGGCAGCUUACGGACUCCACGACUGUACAAGUGGCGGCCCUCAUGGAAAGGAUCGCACAUCUAGAGUCGGAGCUGGUGAAGGCAAGGGCAAAUGAAGGGCAUGCAGAGGCCGCCAGGGAUCCCGUUGGAGUCGGGGCACGCGGCGUUGGAGUGAGCGGUACGGCGAAUACACCGCCAUGUUUGAGUGAAACGGUGCCAUGUCUGAGAGCAGCACCACGGCAGGGCUCGAGUGAGAGCCUGCCCAGGCAGAUUAUGAGUGACAAUCUGCAACCGGAGCUUGGAGUGACGCCAUCUUUGGAUGCGCAGUUGCCGGCACAAUUGAGUGCAAGUUUGCCGCCACAAUUGAGUGGAAAUUUGGCGCCGACGCUUGGCGGCCAUUGGGCAAACGGGCAACCUGUCACACGGAGUUGUACAACAACAACAGUGAGCUAUUCUCCGCCAUUUUGUGUUACCGCCACGGCGCAGCCUGAACGAGGUUAUGUUCACCCGCCACGGGAGCCAACACACAAUUUGGAGGUAUCAACGCCAUCGCCCCUAUCAUAUGGAAUGGCGGCGACGAGCAUACCUGGAUGGACGCCACGCAGACUGCCUGAUCUUCCCGAGUUUGAGGGUCAGCCAGAGGAAUGGCCAAUAUUCUUGUGCGCGUUCACGGAGACAACGGCAGCUUACCAGUGUACAGAUUUGGAGAAUAACCAGAGGCUAGUGAAAGCCCUGAAGGGUGAAGCCCGAGCAGCUGUGAAGUCGCUGCUCAUCCACCCCAGCAAUGUGCAAGCUGUUAUGGAGCAGCUACGAUUCCGGUAUGGACGUCCGGAGCUUUUGAUCCGUAGCCAACUGGAGAGCGUGCGCGAUGUGCAGCCAAUACAGGAGGCCAACAUCGCAAGGAUCGUGCCGUUCGCCACAAGGGUGAGCAACCUGGCAGCGUUCCUGCAGUCAACCACGACCGGCAGCCAGCACUUAGGGAAUCCAACCCUAAUGGAGGAGCUGAUCGCCAAGUUGCCUGUGAGCAAGAGGUUGGACUGGGCGAAGCACGCGGCUACGAUACAGCCAUAUCCGACAGUGGUGCAUCUAAGCGAGUGGCUUCAUGAAUUCGCUAAAUUGGUGUGCACUGUCACGGACGUCGGAAUCAAGGAGCACCCGAGACGAAGGGUAUUGCACGCGAAUAGUGUUCGCGAGGAGGAGCGGUAUGCAGACCGCCCCAGAUGUUGCCCCUUGUGUGAGGGACAACACAGCAUCAAGGACUGCAAGGAAUUCAACCGAGCUUCUACAACGAGGCGGAUCGAGUCCGCGAAGAGGUUGAGGUUAUGUUUUUCGUGUCUGGAGUAUGGACAUAUGGCCCGGUUCUGCACGAAGGAUCGAGGAUGCAACGUCUACGGAUGCCGGAUGAGGCAUCAUUACCUACUCCAUGACCCAGCUGGACAUCCCAGACGACCGCCAGUCGCAGAUGGAGGCCGCAGGAGGGAUCAGCGGAGCAGUCAAGACCGGCAGCUGUACAGAGACAGCGGCCGACGGAUACGAAUGCCACAGUCAGUGGAUUCCAACGAGAAGAGCCUGCCUACGUCAGCUGCAGUUAUAGACGCGGGACGUAAGGAGGAUGAGAGGCGAUCGACAUGCGACCGCCAGGAAUUAUCGCACCGGAACUUGAGUUGUGUCGAUUCGGAUGGAGGUCACCUGCUGUUCCGGAUUUUGCCCGUGACGUUGUACGGGGAGAAUACGCAGGUCGACACCUACGCACUGCUGGAUGAAGGUUCGUCCGUCACGCUCAUUGACGACGAGCUCAUCCGCAGCCUGAACCUGAGAGGCGAGAGUCGACAACUAAAUGUGCAAUGGUUCGGCGGAAAAUCCGUCAAAGAGCACACAAGGAUGGUUAGCCUGCAGAUCAGCGCAGCGGGCAAGCCGAAGCGCCAUGCGCUGAAGAAUGUGUACGGAGUAGCAAACCUGAGUCUCCCGAUGCAGAGCUUGCGUCGAGAGGAUGUGAAGGCAGCGGGCGCGAGAUCCUUGGCGCACCUAGGAAUACCCUUCAGAACCAGGAGCUAUGGAUCUGGAGGGCCAUACGCAGCAGCCACGCCACUUGGGUGGGUGGUAUAUGGACCGGUGAAAGGAAAGGCAAGUUCACCGCUUCAGAGAUCGUGCCUCCUAGCCGUGCCACAGGAUAAUCUUCUGGAGAAGAUGGUCAGCGAUUACUUCGAGAUCGAGAGUUUCGGAGUGAAGCCGGCACAGCCAGUCGCAGCUGGCGGAGUGGAGCUGGCGCCGUCAGUCGCAGAUGACGGCAACGCACGGGCCCUGAGUAUCCUGGAGGAGACGACUAAGCGAGUAGGCCGACGAUACGAGACUGGGCUGCUAUGGAGAGACGACGAGGUGAGACUGCCAGAGAGCUACAGUAUGGCACUCAACAGACUUGUCAACAUUGAGCGGAAAAUGAAGCGCGAUGUGGACUUCGCGCGGGCCUACAAAGGAAUUAUGGACGAUUACGUCAAGAAGGGUUACGCACGACGACUGGAGCCCCAGGAAGUCCAGAGGUCCCAGGAAGGCAAGGUAUGGUACCUGCCGCACUUCGGAGUAGAGAACCCGAACAAGCCUGGAAAAAUCCGGCUGGUUUUCGACGCGGCUGCCAAGGUGAACGGAGUGUCCCUGAACUCAGCGCUGAUGAAAGGCCCACAGCGCUACAAACCCCUCCCAGCGGUGCUCUUCCAUUUCCGGGAAGGAGCAGUUGGGGUUUGUGCCGACAUCAAGGAGAUGUUUCAUCAGGUAUUGAUGCAGCCAAAGGACAGAUGUGCCCAGAGGUUCCUAUGGAGGAACGGAGAAGAUCGUCGGGAGCCCGACAUAUACGAGAUGCAGGUGAUGACGUUUGGAGCGGCCUGCUCACCAUGCUCGGCGGAUUAUGUGAAGACCGUGAAUGCUUCGCAGUAUAGCAGCACGGAUCCGCGAGCAGUCCUGGCGAUCAACGAGUAUCACUACGUGGAUGACUACGUCGACAGUUUCCCCAGUGAAGAAGAAGCUAUCGCCGUCUCGUCACGGGUGAGAGAUAUACAUGCAGAAGCUGGUUUUAAUUUGUGUCGAUUUACUUCCAGUUCGGCAAGUGUGGUCAGAGCGUUGAACCCACUUGAAUCCAUCGCUAGCGUUAGAUGGACCGAAGCUGAGGAGAAGGUACUAGGAAUGUACUGGCAGCCAGCUACAGAUGACUUCAAGUUCGGCGUCAAAUACCAUCGAGUCCCAAGAAGUGUGAUGACAGGAGAACGCGUCCCUACGAAGAGGGAGUUCCUGAGCCUGGUCAUGUCCACGUUCGACCCGAUUGGGUUUUUGAGCUGCUACAUGGUGACCGCUAAAGUACUAAUGCGAGAGAUUUGGCGGAGAGGAGUCGGCUGGGACGAGCCGCUACCAGACACGUUGGCCGCAGCCUUUGAGAGCUGGCGGCAAGGGAUGAAGAAGAUCGAAGAAUUCCGAUGUCCACGCUACUAUUUCGGCGAUGGACGAGUGCGGACACUACAGCUGCAUAUCUUCGUGGAUUCAAGCCAGUCGGCGUUCGCAGCAGCGGCCUAUUGGCGGGCCACAUACGCAAGCGGAGAUGUGCAGGCGCAUUUCAUAUGUUCGAAGACGAAGUGCGCUCCGAUGAGGACUAUGUCAAUCCCGCGACUGGAACUUCAAGCAGCAGUAUUAGGAACGAGACUGAUGGACACCGUCAAGCAAGAGCACGGUGUGGCGAUCAGCAGCUGCGUACUAUGGACGGAUUCUAAGACUGUGCUGCACUGGAUAAGCAGCACCCACCGGAGAUACAAGCAAUUCGUCGGAAACCGGGUGACAGAGAUCUUAGAAUCCACGGAGGCGUCCCAAUGGAGAUGGAUUCCGUCUGCCGAAAACGUGGCAGAUGACGCGACAAGGCCGCGCGAGUGCGUGGACCUGUCCAUUGGAUCGCGGUGGCUGAGUGGUCCACCAUUCUUACGAGGAUCAGAAGAAAGCUGGCCGAGAUCGCGCGAGGACUGGAAUCCCCCGACGCCAGAUGAAGAGGAGAUGAAAUGUGAGUUUGCCCUAGUCAUGGCGAACUUUAUAUCGUUACAGAGAUUUUCAAGUUACAACCGAUUGGUGAGGAGCACCGCAUGGGUGCUCAGAUUUAUUCGACGAUGUCGUGGACUACGUAGCGUUCGAGAGGACCACGGACUGACGUCGAUGGAGUGCGCUGAGGCAGAGCGCACACUGAUAAGGCAAUCACAGCGAGAAGCGUUUGCCGUGGACAGCCAUGGAAAGGCCGCCAAGGGCAGCCGACUGUAUGGGUUGUCACCGUACUUCGACAAGGACGGAGUGAUGAGAGCCAGCGGAAGGAUCGACGACGCGGCGUGUGUGCCAUACAGCGCGCGACGGCCGAUCAUACUGUCUCACGAAGAGGCACUGGCGGAGAUGAUCGUGCAGCAUCACCACGAGAAGAUGUGCCACCAAAACGUGGAGGCAACUAUUGGAGCGAUCCGGCAGAAGUUCUGGAUUACGAACUUAAGGAGGCUGCUACGGAAGGUGAUGAGCAACUGCAAUGUAUGCAAGCUGCGGAAGGCGCGGCCUACGCAGCCAGAGAUGGGUCCCCUGCCAGAGGACCGGCUGGAAGCCAACGGAUGGCCAUUUAAGUAUACCGGCCUGGACUAUUUUGGACCGCUAUUUGUGACUGUUGGACGUCACACAGAGAAAAGGUGGGUGGCAUUGUUUACGUGUCUAACCACAAGGGCUAUCCACUUGGAGAUGGCCCACGAUUUGUCUACAGAUUCCUGUAUAAUCGCCAUGAGGAACUUCAUGAGCCGCCGUGGACCGGUGGUCAGGAUAAGGAGCGACAACGGGAAGAACUUCGUUGGAGCCGACAGAGAGGCCAGGAAGUUCAGCGAAGUGUUUGAGCCUGCAAAGAUCCAGGGCGAGCUGUCGUCCAAAGGAAUCGAAUGGAUCUUCAAUUGCCCGGCGAACCCAGCUGAGGGAGGCGUCUGGGAAAGGAUGGUGCAGUGCGUGAAGAAGGUGCUGGCGCACACAAUCAAGGAGCUCGCGCCCAAGGAGCACGUACUGGAGAACCUGUUGAUUGAGGCGGAGAGUAUAGUGAACUCUCGUCCGCUCACUCAUCUACCAGUGACGGUGGACCAGGAGGCUCCACUGACACCCAACGAUCUGCUGAAAGGAGUACCCGAUGUUCCGGAUCUUCCCAAGGAUAAUGGACAGGAGUCCAACGGAUGCGCUACCAGGAAGCAGUGGCGCAUAGCGAGAAUGAUGCGGGAUCGAUUCUGGAAGAGAUGGGUGCAUGAGUACCUGCCAACGCUUGUGCGCAGGGAGAGAUGGUGCAAGCAUGUCGAGCCCAUUCGUCGAGGAGACCUGGUGUUCAUAUGUGAUCCGGCCAUACCACGAAGAGAGUGGAAGCGAGGCGUCGUGGAAGAGGUGUUCACCGGAAGAGAUGGAAUCCCUCGUCGAGCGGCGGUGCGGACUAACGAUCGAGCCAAGACGAUGAUGCGUCCCGCUUCGAGGCUAGCUGUCCUGGACGUGGUGAAGGCGAGUGCUUCACGGGGGUGGGGAUGUCGCGGAACGGUUUAG
Molecule: messenger RNA, 5748 nt
Organism: Drosophila teissieri
Lineage: Eukaryota; Metazoa; Arthropoda; Insecta; Diptera; Drosophilidae
Exons: 2
Coding region: 1-5748 (1915 amino acids)
Biological process (GO): DNA integration
Molecular function (GO): zinc ion binding; nucleic acid binding
Source: RefSeq, a predicted model, not a curated record